AUGGCUUCUCGCCGUCGCAUGUUAUUAAAAGUCAUCAUCCUCGGCGAUAGCGGGGUUGGCAAAACUUCACUGAUGAAUCAGUAUGUGAAUAGGAAGUUUAGUAAUCAGUAUAAAGCUACAAUUGGAGCUGAUUUUCUUACCAAGGAAGUUCAAUAUGAAGAUAGGUUGUUCACAUUGCAGAUCUGGGAUACUGCUGGUCAGGAGAGGUUUCAAAGUCUUGGCGUGGCUUUCUACCGAGGUGCAGAUUGCUGUGUCCUUGUUUAUGAUGUAAAUGUCAUGAAAUCUUUUGAAAACCUUAACCACUGGCGAGAAGAAUUCCUUAUUCAGGCCAGUCCAUCUGACCCUGAAAAUUUCCCAUUUGUGGUGUUGGGAAACAAAGUUGAUAUUGAUGGUGGAAAUGGCCGUGUUGUUUCUGAGAAGAAAGCAAAGGCAUGGUGUGCUUCCAAGGGAAACAUACCAUACUUUGAGACCUCUGCAAAGGAGGGAUUCAAUGUUGAAGCUGCUUUUGAGUGUAUAACCAAAAACGCUCUCAAGAAUGAACCUGAAGAAGAAAUAUACAUGCCUGAAACGAUUGAUGUUGGUGGCGGUGGACGGCAACAGAGGUCAACAGGCUGUGAAUGUUGA
This is a messenger RNA of Lathyrus sativus (Indian pea), 624 nucleotides long. Lineage: Eukaryota; Viridiplantae; Streptophyta; Magnoliopsida; Fabales; Fabaceae. The record is from the annotation of a GenBank genome assembly.